AGCCGAGGAGAGGUGUGGCUGCUCAGAGCUAGUGGAAUUUUCCAUCUGACCGGGCCUCUUAUAGCACUGACUGUCUAGCAGCGGAACACACGGUGACUGAGCGAGGCCCAGUUUGACAGGUAACGAUAUCCCGACUCUGGAACAUCCUCCGGGUCUCACACCAGCAGUGGCUCUGUCACAUCCCGGAUCUCUGCCCCACAACUCGGCUUCGGUUCAUGGCUAACUACAUUCACGUACCGCCGGGCUCGCCAGAUGUGCCCAAGCUAGACCUCACUGUACUGGAGACCGGAUACCGGGAGGGUGCCAUGCGGCUGCUGCAGGAGAUCCGGCCCGAGUGGAAGGCGGAGGAGGUGACCACUAAGGUUUUUACUGAUGGAAUUACCAAUAAACUAAUUGGAUGUCAUGUUGGAGACGAAAUGAAGGAUGUUGUCCUUGUUCGUAUCUAUGGGAAUAAAACUGAGCUGCUUGUUGAUAGAGAUGAGGAACUGAAGAGCUUUCGUGUUCUGCAGUCUCAUGGAUGUGCACCUCAACUCUACUGCACGUUCAACAAUGGAUUAUGCUACAAGUUUAUGCAAGGCGAGGCACUGGACCCAGAGCACGUCUGCAAUCCAACCAUUUUCAGGCUUAUAGCACGACAGCUUGCCAAAAUCCACGCCAUCCAUGCCCACAAUGGUUGGAUACCAAAAUCCAAUAUGUGGUUAAAGAUGAGAAAAUAUUUCUCCCUUAUUCCUACAGAAUUUGAAGAUGAGAAAGUCAAUAACCGGUUUCUGCAGGAUGUUCCAAAUUCUCAAGUUCUAGAAGCAGAGAUGACCUGGAUGAAGGACGUUUUGUCCAAUUUAGGUUCACCUGUGGUACUUAGUCACAAUGACCUGUUGUGUAAGAACAUAAUCUACAAUGAAAAACAAGGUGAUGUGCAGUUCAUUGACUAUGAAUACUCUGGAUACAACUACCAGGCCUAUGAUAUUGGGAAUCAUUUUAAUGAAUUUGCAGGUGUUAAUGAAGUGAACUACAGUUUGUACCCUGGAAAAGAACUGCAGUCUCAGUGGCUGCGGUCGUACUUGGAAGCCUAUAAAGAAUACAAAGGAUUUAACAGCGAGGUUACUGACAAAGAGGUGGAAAUCCUUUAUGUGCAGGUUAAUAGGUUUGCACUGGCGUCGCAUUUCUUCUGGGGACUAUGGGCUUUAAUCCAAGCAAAAUAUUCAAAAAUAGAUUUUGAUUUCUUGGGGUAUGCUAUUGUCCGAUUUAACCAAUAUUUCAAAAUGAAGCCAGAGGUGACCUCCCUGAGUAUGCCGGAGUAAGGAACGACCUGACUUAACAGAUCUCCAACUCAAGCAAUGUUCAUGAGACUGAUUGGCAAACCUAAUAUAAAGUGACAAAUGUGUAUGUAUGUGUAUGUG
Bombina bombina (fire-bellied toad) is the source of this 1397-nucleotide messenger RNA. It is a transcript of the gene ETNK1, whose product is annotated as ethanolamine kinase 1. Bases 216 to 1298 code for a protein of 360 amino acids. The record is from RefSeq and is a predicted model, not a curated record. NCBI's taxonomy places the organism in Eukaryota, Metazoa, Chordata, Amphibia, Anura, Bombinatoridae. The transcript is spliced from 8 exons. Gene Ontology annotation, molecular function: ethanolamine kinase activity. Gene Ontology annotation, biological process: phosphatidylethanolamine biosynthetic process. Gene Ontology annotation, cellular component: cytoplasm.